AUGGCUUUGCGCGCCACCAUCCAACCUGUUAAGUUGGAUUCCAACUCCCUCUACAUCUAUACUCUUCCUCGCCUCUCAAACACAUUCCAUUGGGCACUCGUACAUAUCGACGAGAAAGGUGUUGCCACCCGCCACCACUGGGCCGCCACCACACUAGAUCCACAGGGCCCAGAGGCAUAUGUCGAGCAAGCGUUGCCACACGGGCCACUAUCCAAAGUCGAAAAGGACCACAUCCUCGCGUACUUCAAGAUCUCGGAGUAUAGCCCCAUAGACGUCACAGCGCUCCGGCGUACCUGUGCUUCUAUCUUCCCCAAAAGCUAUUCCACCGCACAAGCGAACCGGCGCGCGGACAUCACCUGCCGCGCAUGGAUCACGCACAUCUUGGGACAGCUCAUCAGCCCCGAGCGUGCACAGGAGAUCGAGGAGCUCGUGAAGAAGCACAGCACGACGUGCUCCAACACGUUCGCCACAGACUUCCUGUUCCAGAGACCAUACGAAAUGCAGGUGUACACGUUGUAA
This is a messenger RNA of Trametes versicolor FP-101664 SS1, 519 nucleotides long. RefSeq lists its product as uncharacterized. The record is from RefSeq and is a predicted model, not a curated record. The transcript has a single exon. Lineage: Eukaryota; Fungi; Basidiomycota; Agaricomycetes; Polyporales; Polyporaceae. Bases 1 to 519 code for a protein of 172 amino acids.